Molecule: messenger RNA, 1762 nt
Organism: Myotis lucifugus (little brown bat)
Lineage: Eukaryota; Metazoa; Chordata; Mammalia; Chiroptera; Vespertilionidae
Gene: UTP3
Product: UTP3, small subunit processome component
Exons: 1
Coding region: 279-1706 (475 amino acids)
Biological process (GO): maturation of SSU-rRNA from tricistronic rRNA transcript (SSU-rRNA, 5.8S rRNA, LSU-rRNA)
Cellular component (GO): small-subunit processome; nucleolus
Source: RefSeq, a predicted model, not a curated record
AUUUUAACACUCCUGUGGCAUGAAAGAGCAGAGCGGAAAGGGAGGUGCUCUUAACGUGACGGGACCGAGCGGAAGUCCUGGUUCACACGCCACAGGAGAGCAUCCUGGGAGCCGGAAGUAGGGAGGAGCUCCUACAGUCGACCUGGGCGCCGGCAAACUCGCGUGGUAGGAGAGCGCGUGGCAGUUUCCAGAGGAGUGUUGCCGGAGCGCCUGACUCGUGCGCGGAGGUCAGAGGUGGCGGUAGUUCGACCUCGGUGUACAACCUGAGACCGCGAGCUAUGGUGGGGAGAUCCCGGCGGCGCGGAGCGGCCAAGUGGGCAGCAGUGAGAGCCAUGGCAGGUCGCGGCGCGGAGGACGAAAAGGAAGACGAUUUAGAAUUGCCACCCUCGCCAGGGGACUCCAGCUACUACCAGGAUAAGGUAGAUGAUUUUCAUGAGGCCCGGUCUCGAGCCGCCUUGGCUAAGGGUUGGAGCGAACUAGAGAGUGGGGACGAGGAGGAGGAUGGCGAUGAGGAGGAGGAGGUACUAGCCCUCGAUAUUGCCGAUGAGGACGAUGAAGAUGGAGACAGCGCGGAGGAUGAGGAGGAUGACGAUGAUGAUGGUGGGAGCUCAGUGCAGAGUGAAGCUGAGGCCUCUGCGGAUCCCAGUUUGUCGUGGGGUCAGAGGAAAAAACUUUACUACGAUACGGACUAUGGUUCCAAGUCCCGAGGCCGGCGGAGUCAGCAAGAAGUAGAGGAGGAGGAAAGAGAGGAGGAGGAGGAGGCACAGCUCAUCCAGAGGCGCCUAGCCCAAGCCUUGCAAGAGGAUGAUUUUGGGGUUAACUGGGUGGAGGCCUUUGCAAAACCUCAGGUCCCUCAGGUAGAUGAGUCUGAGACACGGGUUGUGAAGGAUUUGGCCAAAGUUUCAGUGAAAGAGAAGCUGAAGAUGCUGAAGAAGGAAUCACCAGAGCUCUUGGAGCUGAUAGAAGACCUGAAAGUUAAGUUGACGGAGGUGAAAGAUGAGCUGGAGCCAUUGUUGCAGUUGGUGGAGCAAGGGAUCAUUCCACGUGGAAAAGGAAGCCAAUACCUGAGGACCAAGUACAACCUCUAUUUGAACUACUGCUCCAACAUCAGUUUUUAUUUGAUCCUGAAAGCUAGGCGAGUCCCCGCACACGGACAUCCUGUUAUAGAAAGGCUUGUGACCUACCGAACUUUAAUCAACAAGCUGUCAGUUGUGGAUCAGAAGCUGUCCUCAGAGAUUCGUCAUCUACUCACACUUAAGGAUGGUGCUGGAAAGAAAAAACUAACUCCAAAAGCAAAACCCACCAAGGCCAAACCAAAAUCUGUUUCAGAGACUGCUGCCGCUGCCGCUGUUACAGAUCUUUCUGAUGAUGCCAAUUUUGAUGAAGCUGCCCUGAAAUACUAUAAAGAAAUGGAAGACAGGCAGAAGUUGAAGAGAAAGAAAGAAGAAAAUAGUACCGAAGAACAGGAUCUUGAAGAUAAAAAUGCAAAGAGAGCCAUUACCUAUCAGAUUGCUAAAAACAGGGGACUUACACCAAGGAGAAAGAAGAUUGAUCGCAAUCCCAGAGUGAAACACAGAGAGAAGUUCAGGAGAGCCAAAAUUCGCAGAAGAGGCCAGGUUCGUGAAGUUCGCAGGGAAGAGCAACGUUAUAGUGGCGAACUAUCUGGAAUUCGUGCAGGAGUUAAAAAGAGCAUUAAGCUUAAGUAAAGUUUCGUUUUGUUUUUGCAAGUUUUACAUCAAUAAAUUUAAUUUUAACUAGUGAA